UCCUCUUUCGACUUCGGGGAUAGGGUAGGGAGAGAAGACGAUGGAGGAAAAACCAUAGAGUACCAAGAGCAAGAUAGAGUGGUCACCAUAUGCCCGAUUUUUUAGAGGCGGCUGGGCCGGGGGCGGUAGUACAAAAGGAGCUCUGGGAGGCCGCUCCAGCCGCUUUCGACCAUAGAGAUGCGGCUCCCGCCGGUGGUGGGUCUAGAGCAUUUAAGAGGCCACAGCAUACAAAUCAAUGGUGAUGACAGACCCUGUGUUGGACUCACAGCCAGCCAACAGUACUGUGGAGAUGGAUGGACUGUGUCCUGAGCUUUUGCUGAUCCCCCCACCUCUCUCUGACCGUGGAAUUCUGGGACCUGUCCAGAGCACCUGUCCUGGGGACACUGCACCUUUGCCUGCUGACCCAGGCUGCCUGCUGGUAGAGGCCACAGCUAAUGAAGAGGGCCCAGGGAACAUGGAGAUCAUUGUGGAAACAGUAGCUGGAACCCUAUCCCCAGAAGCUCCUGGAGAGACCCCAGGUGUCCUGGUAAAGGUGGUGGAGGUGUACUUCUGUGAGCACUGUGAACAGAGCUUCGCAGAGCCCACUCUGCUGUCCCUGCAUCAGUGCAGUGAGACCCACAUACAGCCUGUGCAGGGCCUGUCUAGCCCCCCAGGCUCUGUAGAACUGCCCUCCAGCAACCUCACCCUCCAUGGCGCUCUGCAGGGCCAAAGCCUGACAGAUAGCCCCCUAUCAUGUCCUGUAUGUAGACAGGAAUUUGCCCAACCACAGGCCCUGAAGAACCACUUCAAGAUUCACCGGGCCACUCCCGACACCUUCUCCUGCCCGGAGUCUGGCUGUGUGUUCUCUGCUGAAGAUCGCAAAGGUCUGCAGCAGCACCUGAGGCAGACCCACAGAGCAGUUCCUGUGCCAUGUUCUUUCCGGGGCUGCCCCCUACUCUUUGGGAGCCAGCAGGGCAUGGAGCUGCACCGGCAGGCCCAUUAUCCUUUCCACUGCAGCCAUUGCAGCUUCAUGGGCUCCAACAUCAAACUCUUCCGGCAGCAUCAGCGGAGCCAUGGAGCUGUGACACAGGGAGAACUUUCUGCUGUUCAGGGCCUUCCAUCCCAGGAGCUGCCAGCAGCUCCUAAACUACCUCCAGGAGAGGGAGAACCUUCAGAGGAAGCAGAUAUAACUUUGCCUGGGCAGGUGUCAGCUGAGGAAGAUGAUGUUGAGGAAGAAGAAGAGAGUGGCACCCAGAAGGCCUCCCAGAAAGCUCUGGAUAAUGGCCAGGGGGCUAAGGAAUUGGAAGGGGAUGUGGCUUCUAGCACUGAGUGCCUCUUCAAGACACACAUGUGCCCAGAGUGCAAACGCUGCUUUAAGAAGCGGACCCAUCUGGUAGAACACCUGCAUCUCCACUUCCCAGACCCCAGCCUCCAGUGCCCCAACUGCCAGAAGUUCUUCACCAGCAAGAGCAAACUCAAGACCCAUCUGCUGCGGGAGCUGGGUGAGAAGGCCCACCGCUGCCCACUGUGCCACUACAGUGCAGUGGAGAGGAAUGCACUCAACCGCCACAUGGCCAGCAUGCAUGAGGAUAUUUCUAACUUCUACUCAGACACCUAUGCCUGUCCCGUCUGCCGUGAGGAAUUCCGUCUCAGCCAGGCACUCAAGGAGCACCUCAAGAGCCACACGGCAGCAGCCGCAGCAGAGCCAUUACCCCUGCCCUGUUUUCAGGAGGGCUGUAGCUAUGCAGCCCCUGAUCGCAAGGCCUUUGUAAAGCACCUGAAGGAGACCCAUGGGGUGCGGGCUGUGGAGUGCCGCCAUCACUCAUGUCCCAUGCUCUUUGCCACAGCUGAAGCCAUGGAGGCCCACCACAAGAGCCACUAUGCUUUCCACUGUCCCCACUGUGACUUUGCCUGUUCUAACAAGCACUUGUUCCGAAAACACAAGAAGCAAGGCCACCCUGGCAGCGAAGAACUGCGCUGUACCUUUUGCCCCUUUGCCACCUUCAACCCAGUGGCCUACCAGGACCACGUGGGCAAGAUGCAUGCUCAUGAGAAAAUCCACCAGUGCCCUGAGUGCAACUUUGCCACUGCCCACAAGAGGGUGCUCAUCCGACACAUGCUGCUGCAUACUGGUGAGAAACCGCACAAGUGUGAGCUGUGUGACUUCACCUGCCGAGACGUGAGUUACCUAUCUAAGCACAUGCUCACCCACUCCAACACCAAGGAUUACAUGUGCACUGAAUGCGGUUAUGUCACCAAGUGGAAGCACUACCUCAGCGUGCACAUGCGAAAACAUGCAGGGGACCUCAGAUACCAGUGCAACCAGUGCUCUUACCGCUGCCAUCGGGCUGAUCAGCUGAGCAGCCAUAAGCUCAGGCACCAGGGCAAGUCCCUGAUGUGUGAGGUGUGUGCCUUUGCCUGCAAGCGAAAGUAUGAGCUGCAGAAGCAUAUGGCUUCCCAGCAUCAUCCUGGCACACCAGCCCCACUCUACCCCUGCCGCUACUGCAACUACCAGAGCCGCCACAAGCAGGCCCUGCUGAGCCAUGAGAACUGCAAGCACACUCGUCUCCGUGAGUUCCACUGUGCCCUCUGUGACUACCGCACCUUCAGCAACACCACACUCUUCUUCCACAAGCGCAAGGCCCAUGGCUACGUGCCUGGGGACCACGUCUGGCAGCUCCGUGAUACCAGUCAAGAGCCUGGAGCAAGACAGUCAUUGACACCCCCACCAAACUCAGAGCCCUCAAGCCAGCUAUCUGCCCAGCCUGAGGGAUCAGGCCAUGAGCCUGACAUGGGCCCCAGUUUGGAUCAGGCCCUGCCAGAAACAAGUGAGGUCAGCACUAGGAGACAGGAUGGCAGUGAGGCUUCCCAUGGGAAUGACCUGGUUGGCAGCUCUAGUCCAGCAGAUGUGGAGGAGGGUGGCUGCACACUACACUUAGAGGCCCUGGGAGUAGAACUGGAACCUGUGGCUCAGCCACCUCUUGAGGAGCUCACUGAAACAGCCCCUGUGGAGUUCAGGCCCCUGGAUGCCUCAGUGCCCCUGGGACUGGAAGGACCUAUGCUAUCCAGCUUUGAAGGUGUUGGAACUCCUGGCUUGGGUGCUGAAGAAGAGCCCAUUCUGGAAAAGCCAGUGUCUGAGUCCCCCAGAAAUCCUUCAUCAUCAGAGGAGGCCUCUAAUAGCUGGGCAGGAACCUUCAAAGCAACUGCACCUGCUGAGACAGCACCUUCGCCUCAGUUGCCAGAAUCAGAGUCAUUAUUGAAGGCCCUACGGAAACAGGACAAAGAGCAAGCAGAGGCCCUAGUGCUGGAGGGGCGGGUGCAGAUGGUAGUGAUCCAGGCAGAGGGACGAGCCUUCCGCUGCCCACACUGCCCUUUUAUCACUCGCCGGGAGAAGGCCCUGAACCUGCACUCCAGAACAGGGUGCCAGGCCCGCCGGGAGCCCCUGCUGUGCCCUGAGUGUGGGACUAGCUUUAAGCAACAACGUGGACUCAGCACCCACAUGCUGAAAAAGUGCCCUGUUUUGCUCAGGAAGAACAAGGGAUUGCCCAGAGCAGACACUCCCAUCCCCCUGCAUCCUAAGCUCCCAGGGAUCCAGGCGUCAGACGAUGCCAAAGGUGAGAAGCCCCCACCUGUACCAUUAGAAGUAGAGCUGCUGCUUCCAAAAGAUGCUCCUUCUGAAGUUGCCAGGGAUCCAGAAAUAGAGGAGCCUCUCACCACACCCUCCAUUUCCCCAGUCCCUCCCACAGGAAACUCCUCACCCACAGAGACCACAGAGAAGUUCUACUUUGAGCAGGGCAAGUUUCACUGCAACUCAUGCACGUUCCUUUGUUCUCGGCUGUCCUCUAUCACCUCUCAUGUGGCUGAAGGCUGCCGAGGGGGACGAGGCCGGGGAGGAAAGCGAGGUUCCCCCCAAACCCAGCCUUCUCUUUCCCCUCAGAACAAUGAGAAUUCUGCUCCCCUGAGUAAUGGGAAUACACAGUCCAGCCCUAGUAAUGGGGAUACAGCCCUGACUCAGAAGCAGAAGGGGGCCCUCUUCUCCUGCCCCACCUGUCCCUUUCGCUGCCAGCAGGAACGAGCCCUGAGGACUCAUCAGACUAAAGGCUGCCCCCUGGGGUCUGGAGAGCUCCACUGUGGCCUCUGUCCAUUCAUUGCUCCUGCUGCUGCUGCCCUGAAGCUGCACCAGAAACGGAGACACCCUACUGCAAUCCCAAGCCGUGGCUCCCGGCCCCCUCUGCAGUGUGGGGACUGUGGCUUCACCUGUAAACAGAACCGGUGCCUGCAACAGCAUCGGCGGCUCAAGCAUGAAGGGGUGAAGCCACAUCAGUGCCCCUUCUGUGACUUUUCUACCACCAGACGGUACCGGUUAGAGGCUCACCAGUCCCGACACACAGGUGUUGGCCGUAUCCCCUGCAGCUCCUGCCCCCAGACAUUUGGUACCAACUCAAAACUGCGCCUGCACCGAUUAAGGGUACAUGACAAAACACCCACCCACUUCUGUCCACUCUGUGACUACAGUGGUUAUCUGCGCCAUGACAUUACUCGCCAUGUCAACAGCUGCCACCAGGGCACCCCAGCCUUUGCCUGCUCCCAGUGUGAGGCUCAGUUCAGCUCAGAGACAGCACUUAAGCAGCAUGCUCUACGCAGACACCCUGAACCCAUUCACCCUGCCCCUGGCUCUCCUGCAGAGGCCACUGAGGGGCCUCUAAACUGCUCCCACUGUGGGCUGCUGUGCCCCAGCCCUGCCAGCCUGCGGGGACACACCCGUAAACAGCACCCACGGCUGGAGUGUGGGGCCUGCCAGGAGGCCUUCCCGAGCCGGCCAGCCCUGGAAGAGCACCGGAGGCAGCAGCAUUUCAGCCACCGCUGCCAGCUCUGUGACUUUGCUGCCCGGGAGCGUGUGGGUCUGGUGAAGCACUACCUAGAACAGCACGAAGAGAAUUCAGCUGCACCAAAGGCUUCGGAUGGGGAUGCUGGUCAGCCCCCUCUGCGCUGCCCCUUUUGUGACUUUGCAUGUCGACAUCAGCUUGUGCUAGAUCACCAUGUGAAAGGGCAUGGGGGCACUCGGCUCUACAAGUGUACUGACUGUGCUUAUAGCACCAAGAACCGGCAGAAGAUCACGUGGCACAGCCGCAUUCACACUGGGGAAAAGCCUUACCGCUGUCACCUCUGCCCGUAUGCCUGUGCUGACCCCUCUCGCCUCAAGUACCACAUGCGGAUACACAAGGAGGAACGGAAGUACCUGUGUCCUGAAUGUGGCUAUAAGUGCAAGUGGGUCAACCAGCUCAAGUACCACAUGACCAAGCACACAGGACUGAAGCCAUACCAGUGUCCCGAGUGUGAGUACUGCACCAACCGGGCUGAUGCACUGCGUGUGCACCGGGAAACACGGCAUCGAGAAGCACGGGCUUUCAUGUGUGAGCAGUGUGGCAAGGCCUUCAAGACGCGCUUCCUGCUGCGCACCCACCUUCGCAAGCACAGUGAGGCCAAACCCUACGUGUGCAAUGUGUGCCACCGUGCUUUCCGCUGGGCUGCUGGCCUGCGCCAUCAUGCCCUUACCCACACCGACCGCCACCCCUUCUUCUGCCGCCUUUGCAGCUACAAGGCCAAGCAGAAAUUCCAGGUGGUCAAGCACGUGCGCAGGCACCAUCCUGACCAGGCCGACCCAAACCAGGGUGUGGGCAAAGACCCCACCACCCCGACAGUGCACCUGUAUGAUGUAAAGCUGGAGGAUCCCAGCCCUCCAGCUCCUGCGGCUCCUCCCACCGGACCUGAGGGCUGAGAGCCUACCCACCACUAAAACAGGAAGAGAGUGUGGUCAGAGAUGUGCAUACUGGGAACAGAGCUAGCCUGACGAGGUCAGGGCCUAAAGAAGGACUGCCUUUGUGGUGUCAGUGUGCCUGGAACCCCCUAACCCACCCAGGACUCUGGCCAUAGUACUUUGAGAAUGAACAGCUAUGUAAGAGAGAGACAUGGACCAAAACACUGAUUUCUUCUUUGAAGUGCAUAGUGUUUUUAACCUGUGAAUUUCUAGUUUCUUAGAGUUCAUGGCUAUAAGAUCUUUAUCCACUCCGUCUUCUUUCCUUCUUACCAUAUCAAAUCCUAUUUUCUUUCAGCACCUUCAAAACAGAUGUAUCUAACUGCAUGUGCUAUUAUACCUGAUGCUCUAUAAAGCAUGUUAAAAAGAAUGACUGCCAUAGACUCAUCCAAACCCCUGACUUGGCAUUUCCAGGCUGUGAUCUUGAUCUGCCCUGUCCCCUCUUAAACCCCUGCUCCUCCUUUAUCUCUUCCAUGUUCACUCAGAGGUAGGUUCUGAAAUAGAUCCAAGUCUGCCUUCUCUCUGUCCUUAAGCUUGUCCUUAUUCAACAUAAAUCCUUAGAUUGGCCCAUAACUGCCCUUAUGAGUAAAAGCACAAAGGCUUUUUAAAAGGCAGAUGAUUAGGGAGGUAAAUCUCUAAUUCAGAAUUCUCACAGUGUAAUUCUGUAAUGCCUCACUAUGUAUUUCAUCUUCUGAACUGAGGCACUCUGGGAAAAUUAAAGAAGAUGUCAUUAAUAAUUAUGCUGGGACACAACAAACAUAAACCAGGACUGUUUUGGGCAAACUUUCCAGGAAGGCCAGAAUCACAUAAACCUUUGUCUCCUUUUGCCCUGCCCCUCAGAAGUCUCUCUUUUGUGUCCUUCCUAUAUAGCAUGUGCAGGAAUGCUCCCUGGAAAAUUUUUUUUUUUUUUUUUUUUUUUUGGUGGUUGUGCUGGGGAUUGAGCCCAGGGCCUUGUGCAUGUGAGGCAAACACUCUACCAAAUGAGCUAUAUCCCCAGUCAAAAGCUUGAUUUUCUACCUUUUCCCUGAUCCAUCUGACUCCCCAAAUGUCCCCCCAACCCUUGUACCUCCCCUUGCCCAAUAAUGACCAUACUGGAGCCAAAUUAGAGAGAGAAGCUCUGUUUACACCAGUGGCACUGGGGAGGAGCAGCCCAGUGGGGACAGGGCUGUGCACUGUUCUCUGGAGAGUCAUGGUACAGUCCUAGGGUCAGGUCUCCUUCCUCAGCCUUUGCCUGAGGAGCUUUGAUUUAUCCUUCCCUUGGCUCAGGGCUUUGAGGAAGUUAAAGGGAUAAUACUUCUGUAAGUCUCUUUGCUCCAGGCCCCUCUCUGGGUUUCUAGUGGCAAUCUGCUUUCGUAUCAGAGUUGACGGGAGAGAUUAGUGGUAGAUCUGAGUGUGGGGCAGCCUACAGCAAGAGGAAGGAGGGAACACCAGCACAGACUACACAAAAAGAAAGGGCAGGAGAGAUACCAAAGACUUGUGAAAACAAAGGAAGAGAAAAAAGGUGAAAAGUCAGAUUCUAGAUUUGCUUGUUAGGAAGGGCAAGGUAUUGUGCCUGGAAAUGCACAAUCUGAAGCUUUAUACCAUCUCCAUUUGCUCUCUUUGGAGCAUCCAGGUUGUUCUCACCAUCUAAAGCCAGUGCACCACCCACACUGUGAAAUACCCACCUCAGAAAUCAGACUCAGACUCCUCUUCCUCUUCCCGAAUGCAGAUGUACACAAAGAUGGAAGCUGGGUGGAGGCUUAUGCCAUCCUUAGAGAGCAAGUGUAUGUGGCGGUAACCUGGAAAGGGGCAGGAGGACAACAUUAGGAAGGCAGCCAGAGCCAGGGUAUUGGCCAGAGAUCCGAGGACUGUCUCACCUUGUUUCAUGCAGGUCCAUGGCAGGGUAUAUUGACCAAUAAAGUCAUUUCGGGAUUUCCAGUCAUAGUCCUUAACCACAAAACGCAGCACAGCAAGUUCAGGUACCAGAACCUGGAAACACAGUGUCUGACCCCAGUAGGGAUUAAAACCUAAGGUGGGGGGUAGGAGGGAAUA
Messenger RNA from Sciurus carolinensis (gray squirrel), 7825 nucleotides. It is a transcript of the gene Znf142, whose product is annotated as zinc finger protein 142. The transcript is spliced from 9 exons. Gene Ontology annotation, biological process: regulation of gene expression. Bases 236 to 5758 code for a protein of 1840 amino acids. The record is from RefSeq and is a predicted model, not a curated record. NCBI's taxonomy places the organism in Eukaryota, Metazoa, Chordata, Mammalia, Rodentia, Sciuridae. Gene Ontology annotation, cellular component: nucleus.